GCUUCCGGUAUUUCGGCUUAUACACAAACCAUUGUAAAAUAAAUAUUCCAAGUAAAUAUAAUAAACAGAAAAACAUGUCGCUUUCUACAAUAUAUGACAUACUUGGCAUUAUUGCCGAUUUCGAUGAAAACUUUUGUGCCAGUGAUGAUAAUUCCAAAAAGAUUAUAAUAGAGCAUUUGCAAAAGAUGGAUAAAAUAAACUUUAAAAUCCCUGACUUUCCAGCCUCAUCAGCAGAUAACCCAGGAACAGGUAUAAGUAAGAAUAGUAAGAUAUACCAGUGUCGGUGUAAACUGCCAGUAAUACUAAAUUUUAGUACUGGCUUUUGAAAGGCUAAUUUUUAUGAAAUAUAUUUACUAUGUCGGAUCAGUUAAGUCAGUAUGCCCGGACUAUGCCGCUAUGACUAAAACCGGGAAAGUGAGGGGGUGGGGGGGGGGGAACAAAUGAUAGCAUGCUAUUUCUGGCAUCCCCCAUCCAUCAUCACUAAAACUAAAAAUCUAGAUCCCCCGCAAAAUUACAAUAAAUACAAAUAAUCUCCCCAUCAUUUCAGUUUCAAAAGUAAAAAUCUAGGUAAUCUUUCAGUUCAGGUGCGUAGUAUAGUAUAUUUAAUAUAUAAUAUUAUUUCUGAUAGAAAUUUUGUGUUUUGCGCGUAAAUUUACGUGCAUUCUUUAUAAAAUUUAGUCCAGAUAGUAUUAGUUAACACUAACACUAAAUUGUACAGCACUAACUUUUCUUUUUAUUGAUUUUUACAGCCCCCAUUGGUACAUAGCCGAUAGCGUAAAACGAUCUCUCCUUUUUCUUGUUUUUUAAAAUGCACCCUACGUGCCAGAUUGCAAUUUUUCAACUGAAAGCAAUUCACAAAAAAACGAAACAAGAAAUUAGAUUUAUAACAAGUGUAUGUGUACUAAGUUUGAUCUCGUUCCAUUCACCCAUGCCUAUGCAAGAGCCUGUUUGGAAUUAAAUAAGAAAAAAAAGAAUUUUGUGCCCCUAUAAAAUAACGGAACACUAAUUAAAUUCAACCCCCCCCCCCCCCCACACACACACACUUCAGGUGUAUUUCAUUCUUUUGUAAACAUGCCUUCAAUUUGAAAAUUUCGUUUAGCAUACCAACUUAUAGGUGAUCAAAGGUCCGGCAUCAGGGUGAAAAAAAACACAAAACAAAUAAAGCUAUGGAAGGUUGGGAGAUUUUCAAAGAUGCUUUUGAAAUAAAAUCAAACGAAAAUAAGCGCUGAGUAAUUCAGUAUUAGAUAACUAUCACUGCCUGGAUUUAAUUUAAUGAAGAAUACACUAAGUUUACACGCCAUCAUAUGAAAUUCGAUCACAAAUAAUAUAUGCACCUGAACUGCAAGAUUACCAAAAGCUAAAUGUGCAGAGUGCAGUUAACUGCAUUGGGUUUUGCCAAGAGUUGUCUCACCUUAAGCGCAGUGACGUCACUUAGGGGAAUCCCAACACUCGAUUAGGGUGACUGGACCAACGAUUGGACCUGAAUGAUGAGCAUGAUAACUUUCCUGUUCUUCACUGAGCAUUAAUGAUGUCAAAAACAUAAACCCAUCAAUGAUGUUUGCUGCUAAGUUGUCAGUCAUUGUAAAGCACUAAUCCAUUUUUCCUUGCAUGGAUGUGAGCUAAUUUCAGCUGGCAAAUUUAUCUGCCAAGUAAGCCGACUCAGCGAUUCCAUCCACAACUGCUGUUCUAAUCUACACAGUCCCAACCAAACUCUUCUUUUUUUUUUUUUCAAUCAUAAAAUUGGUAAGCUCUCCUUGAAAUUAAGAAAUGCUUGAUUAAAACUUUUCCUCUUGGCAACCAACGUACUUCAGCAUGCAGUAGAAGCUGUUUAUGCGCAGACUCCAUGUUAUGAGCAAAUAAUUUUGAAUUUAAAGCAUGAGCCUUCACAUAAUUCACAACUUUUACAACCUUGCUAGGAGUGCAUACAAUGCGUUAAUGGGUAUGAUUACCAUAGUCCAUGCAUUCGAGUUUGACUAGGGUUGCCUUGAUUUAGUUAUUGAUUUAAACCGUUUUGAACACAUUAUUUUGUUUCACUAUAUAGUAUAAUGCGUUCAAAAAGAAAUUUGAUGAAAAUUUUAAUGCAUGAACUGAAAAAAAGACUCAACAAAAUUUCCAUUCGAUCGAAAUUCCGUCAAUCAAUUUUUCCAUCGUCCGGUAACUGUUAAAAUCUUAUAACGCCAUUAGUGUAGGGGGGUGCAAUAUUGGGAGCUCGUCCCAGGGGGUAUUAGUCAAGGUACACCACUCCCCCUCCAUGUCCAUUCUUAAAUGAAAUCACGCUUAUAAGUUUUUUAAACAAAAUAGUUACAAAUCUGUGUCAUUAAAAAAAAUUGCAUUAUUUAUCUUUUCUUAAUUACUUUUAAAUUUUAUUCAUACAAAAAGAGGGGGAUGUAAAAAAGAAUUUAAAGAUCUUGCAGUUAAAAGAGAAAGCUACAUUUGCAAAUAGUUCCAAGACUUUAAUGUUUCUAUGAUGGGGUUAGUGCUGCUGUCAUCAGUUAAUAAUGACUUUUUAAUAGGGGUGUGCCGGACCCCGGUCCGGAAUCCGGUUCCGCCGGAUUUUGCACUAUCCGGUGAAAUCCGGUUCCGCCGGAUUUACAUGUAUCCGGAACAACCGGAUUCCGGAAUCCGGAAUAUACCGGAUUUCGGAAUUUGCCAGAUUUUGUGACUCACCGGAUCAUAAUCUGAAAUAAAAGUAAUUCUCUUUCCCGAAUUUCACACGAUCACGAUACAUUAAUCGAUUGUUUCGAGCGUUGAGCUUGUUUAAUGUUUAAUAUUCCGUACAUACCAGAGGCUAGAGUCAGCACCGCUAAUAGUGGCCAAUAGUGUAGGGACUUUGAUAAGAAAAUUUAAACUUUUUGUAAAAAUAAACCAAUGGCAUAGUUGAAAAGAUGUAAUUUUUUAAAGAAUUAUAACACCAAAAUCAUAUUUUUAGCUGUUGUAGUUUUAAAGUUAUGAAUUUUUAAAGUACGACUUGGUUUGUCAUUUUUUAACAUGGACUGCAUCUCCACAUUCUGUGAUCUCAUUCCACCAAUCCCGUCAUGCGCAAUGACUAUAUAGUUUAUAUAAGGCAACGCAUUCCCUGCCUUAUCACUAAAAUACUGUUUAGACUUAGUUUAAACUUUCAACUUUGGCACAUGAAUAAUUAAUUAAAGCUUUCCCUGACCAAUGGUUUAAUAGUUUUUGCACACGGCAAACUCUUAUGAAUGAAACUCUGAGGUAGUACUACGAUACAGUUAUGCAAGUGGCUGUGAAUGGUUGCCAAUGACAACGUGUUGCACACGGUAAAUUCUGAUCAUUUAUAAUAUGGAUUCUACCGGGUUGUUAAAGCUCAAAUUAAAACAUUCCAGUUUAAAUGUCUUUAAAUGCAUUCUGAAACACAAGUUAUCAAUUAUUUUGAUGUAAAUAGUGAUAAUAAAUUAAUAUUUCCUAAGUAUCGUCAACUUCCGCCAUUAAAAAGGGGGGCGUGGCCAACCCCAUGGCGAAAUUAGGUUGAGCGAGCUGCAUGACCUGCUGCGAACGCGUAGAAACAUGGCGUCUCUCGUAAGACACUUAUCCAAAUGGAACGGAACUCAAAUAUAUAUCGAAAGUACUAAUUUAAUAAUAAAUAGACACACACAUCGGAAAAUUAAAAACUCGGAUUUUUUGGCGCCGAUUGCGAAUUCCCAUACACAAAAAGUAGUAGUCCACCUUGACUUACCGAAGUAUCUACCAAUAGUACCAAAAUCCGGGAGAAACCGGAAUCCGGAUUAUUCCGGAAUCCGGAUUAUUCCGGAAUCCGAAUCCGGAUCCGGCGGAUUUCGCAUAAGAAAAUCCGGAUCCGGAUCCGGUUGGAAAAAACGGAUCCGGCACACCCCUACUUUUUAAUAGUGUUAAGGAUUCUUUUUAUAAAAAAUUUUGAACUUUCUAAAAAAAAAAAAAAAGAUAAAAUAAUUAUUUUUAAAAUUGCAGGUCUUGAAUGGUUGAAUGUAUCUCAACCCCUGAAGUUAUACGAUCAUUUAAAGGGAAAUAUUGUUGUCUUGGAUUUCUUCACAUACUGCUGUAUUAAUUGUAUGCACAUUCUACCCGACCUGGAAGUAGUUGAACAGCAGUUUCCUUAUCAGUCUGGAGUGGUAGUUAUUGGUGUGCAUUCUGCUAAGUUUUUAAAUGAGAAACUGACUGCCAAUAUUUUAAGUGCAAUACUUAGAUACAACAUUACACAUCCUGUGGUAAACGACAAAGAUGCAACACUGUGGCAAGUAUGGUCAUUAAAAUUGUUACUUUAUUUAAAAAAAAUAAAAAUCCUCAUUUUUAAAAAAAAAUUAUUAUUAAAGAAUCAGGUUAGCCUGAAAUUAAUCUAGAUCUAUAGAUUGAAAAGAAGAAGAUGAAAUAAGUUUCUUUUGGAAAUGAAAACAGAAUCAAAUAAACCUCUUAUUAUCGGACAAACAGUAUGAAGUUAACAAAAUAGAAUUGAACUAGAAGUAAAAAUAAUUUUAAAAAUUUAAUGAAAAGUAAUAAAAUUAAUUUAGUUGUUAAUUUUAGAUGUUAUCUGUGUGUCUCAGAAUUUUUAAAAUUUUGCCCGAUAACCCUGGUUUAAAACUAUUAUUUUCUUGAUAUACUGAGAAGAAAUAUAAUCUGUGAAUGUGUGUAAGAUUGUGUAGUCUUCAACUAUUCUCAUUUAUGUCCCAGAAAUUGAUUUAUAAUUAUUAUUUCUUCUUUUAGGCUUUGGCUGUGUCUUGUUGGCCAACACUCGUAUUUUUGGGACCAAGUGGCCAAAUUAUUUAUUCUCUUGCUGGGGAAGGUCAUAGGUCAAAAGUUUUGAAGUUUCUUCGAGUAGCAACUGAAUUUUACUCACCUUUGCUUCAACCAUGCAUUUUACCUCUUAGCCUAGAGAAAGAUAAAACCCCAAGGUCCAACUUGAGUUUUCCUGGGAAAGUGUUUUAUUGGCAAGAUAAGGAUUGGCUGGUCAUUUCUGAUACAGGAAAUAAUAGGAUUCUUGUGACGGAUAGAGCUGGAGUUGUUCAGGUAAUUACAGUUACAGUUAAAAACAAUAAAUUUAGAGAAAAAAUCAUUAGCUCAUAUUUUAUAAUAAAUUUACCAUACUUCCAUUAUUAAAAUAAAAUUACUUAACAUUAAAGAGAGAGUCAGUAUAGAUAUCGUUUAAAGGUAUUCGAGCCCUCUAAUGUAUAUUUUAAAUUCAAAUUUGAAAAUUGUGAUAGUAACACAGCUUUGGUUGAGAUCUGUAGAUUAUAUUCUAUUUUAUUUGUUUGACAGGCUGUUGUUGGAAAUAGUCACAGAGGUUUGCAAGAUGGAAACUUUGAAAGUGCUGAAUUUUCAUCCCCGCAGGGCAUUUCUUGUGAUGCUCAAUACAUUUAUGUUGCAGAUACUGGGAACCACUGCCUUCGCAGACUUGCAUUUGACGAUGCUGGGGUGAAAACUUUAUCAGGUACCGGUCAGCAAGGUAUAGAUAAAGAAGGAGGAAAACUCUGCAGAGCCCAAGAGCUUUCGUCACCUUGGGAUGUUUUGGUGGCAAAGACACCAAAUGGUUAGUAUUUGUCAAGAAUUCUGAGCACCAUUUUUAAAAAUUAUUCAAUAAUUCUGACUAAAUGUAACCCAUUUGAACCUGUAAUUGAAACCCAGCCAAAAACCGUUUCAACUCCAUAACUGUUGAAUCCAGCUGCUAGAACACAUUACUUUACAAAAACUCUUGCUACCGUAUUAAAAAGAAAGUCUUGCAUUAUGUUAGACCAAAGGGGGCCUACCGCAAAAUAUUUGUAUAUUAUAUUAAUCAGGCAAGGAGUGUUCGUUAUUUUAAUAGUUUCUGUAUUUCUUAAUAAUGGUAAUUAUGAUUAGUGGAGAACCUUGCCACAGUUUUUACACUAUUGAAGCACUGGACAAUUAUGCAAUACAAUUUGUAAAGCUAUCAUUGGACAGUUAUGUAAUGCAAUAUGUGAAGUUUUCAUAGGACAGUUAUGUAAUACAAUAUGUAAUACUAUCAUUGGACAGUUAUGUACUACAAUAUGUAAAACUAUCAUUGGACAGUUAUGUAAUACAAUAUGUAAAACUAUCAUAGGACAGUUAUGUAAUACAAUAUGCAAAGCAAUCAUUUAUGAACAGUUUCUUAAUACACCUGAAUUUAAUUUGUUAAAAUCAAUAUACGAUACACACAUAGUUGUUCCUCUCUGUUUGAAAAUUCAGUUUUAAGCAUAAGAAUAAGUGAUAUAGGUUCAUAAUUUUUUUUAUCUUUUGAUAUUUCUUAAAAUUCUCCAACAUUAAUUUUAAGGCUGAGUUUUAUGAGUGCGUCAUUGACAGACCUUUUUGUGUGGUGAAUUUUGGGAUUAUUCUGUCUUAUUUAUAGUUAAGUACAAAAAUCAUAAAGAGUGCGAAGAGGUCAACCAAUGUAGACAGCUUUACUUAAUUAGUGUAUAAUAUAAUUGAACUAAAACAUUCACCUGAAACUGUAUUUUAAAACAAUAAUCAAAAAGAAACUAAUUUAUCUAUAAAUAGACUAACAUUCUAGUUGAUGUGAUUUGAUUUGAAUUCCCUUUGUCUCCCAGACAGCAGCCCUGUGAUGUUCAUAGCAAUGGCAGGAACACAUCAGAUUUGGGUUUAUUUUCUGACAGAUAGUUUGUGGUACCACGGCAGGUAAGUUAAAUCCUUAUAACAUUGGCAGAAAAAGAUUGUAUCUGAAAUUGAUCAGGUAUUUUUUCACACUUAAUCAAUAACGAUUAUUAUAUUUUUAAUGAUAAAACAAGUUCCUGUUUCAUUUUAGAAAAUUUGAGGCGGGCACAUGCAUCCGCUUUGCUGGAACGGGAUUAGAAGAAAACAGAAAUAAUUCCUAUCCUGAAAAAGCCAGUUUUGCUCAGCCAUCUGGACUGGCUUUUUCUAUGAAGGAUGACAACUUUAAACUUUACAUAGCAGACAGUGAAAGUUCCUCCGUACGCUUUAUCUCACUUUCUGAUGGAAAAGUUUCAGGCCUUGUAGGAGGUGAAAGAGACCCCACCGUUAGUCAAACAAAUUUUUUCCCUUGUUAUUCUUUAGCUUAAUUAUGUUUAUUACAGUUUAUUAACCUAGGUAAACUAUAUUUUUUAGUAAAAUGGUUCACCACAUAUAGAUAUUUGUUUUUAAUGUUGGGAAGGAUUGGCUGAAAUGAUGGCACUGAGUAGUUUGACUAGUUGCAGUUUAGAUUAGAUAUGGCUGAGAUAUGAAUUCCAACCUUUACAUGUGUCUGGGUUUAUCUGGUUGGCUUCAAGCCACAUGAAUUCUGCAGAUGUUUAGAAAGUUGAAUAAGUUAAGAUAUAACUUUAUUUUUACUAUUCACUGGAGCAAAUAAGUAUUUCCAAUACUUUUGAUUGUUUCUGCUUUCUAAUGAGUUUAUUGAGCUGCAGUGGCCAAUAAGUUAUUUCCAUUAUUUCUAUUUAAAGUCAUAUUUUGAUUUUAUAAACAUUUUUUGUCAUUGAAUGUAUUUUUUUAUUAUUUUAAACUAGAACUUAUUUGCUUAUGGUGAUGUGGAUGGCAAAGGUGUGGAUGCAAAACUGCAACAUCCUCUUGGUGUUGCUGUGUUAGAGGACAAACUGAUCAUAGCUGAUUCAUACAAUCACAAGGUGCUAGAAGGUUAUUUUAUUAUUAUAUAUGUUACAUGUUGUAUUUUGACUUGGCAUAUCACAAGCUAAACUAUUUUAUUUCAUUUAACCUGAAUCGAUUUCAUAACUAAUGAUUUUAAUAAGUUUUAUUCAAUGACUUAAUAAGGUAGGUUUAUUGCCCAUUCUAGGUGUUGGCCAACAUGUGUUGCGCAGUCACUCCUGCUUCUAUGCAAGUGUGUCCUGUUGGCCACCAUGUGUUGUGAAGUCACUCCUGCUUCUAUGCAAGUGUGUCCUGUUGGCCACCAUGUGUUGUGAAGUCACUCCUGCUUCUAUGCAAGUGUGUCCUGUUGGCCACCAUGUGUUGUGAAGUUACUCCUGCUUCUAUGCAAGUGUGUCCUGUUGGCCACCUUGUGUUGUGCAGUCACUCCUGCUUCUAUGCAAGUGUGUCCUGUUGGCCACCAUGUGUUGUGAAGUUACUCCUGCUUCUAUGCAAGUGUGUCCUGUUGGUCACCAUGUCUUGCGCAGUCACUCCUGCUUCUAUGAAAGUGUGUCCUUUCAACAUCUUACAAUUGAUUUGAUGCAGAACUCAAAGUGAAAGAAUGAUUUUUCUUUAAAUUGAAGAAUCCACAAGGUUAUGCAACUCAAGCUAUGACCAAGAUUAUUGAAUGUCUACAGUUAAAAAAUAUGUAGUUAACUAUAAGGAAGACAAGGUUCAUUCACUCACUACUUUUCUGUCACAUAAAAAUUAUAACAUUUGUUAAAAUGAUUUUAAAAAUAUAAUGAAGAACACAGUGAAACGAAAUAUUUGGGUGAAACCAAUGUGAUACAGUACACAAAUCAUUUUAAUAAAUUAUAUUUCUUUUCUCCUGUGCGUUUUCAUAAAUCUUAAACUUGGUGUCCUACCUAAUGAAUCAACAGAUUAAAGUUGUGGAUCUCAAUUCGUCAGUCUGCCAGACUCUAGCUGGAACAGGACAUCCUGGCUCCAAGCUUAACACUGAUGAUCUGUGUGCUUGUGAGUUCAAUGAGCCAGGAGGGGUUACGGUGAACACAGUAGACCAACUGAUAUAUGUUGCUGACACAAAUAACCAUUCCAUCAAAGUCAUAGACUUGGACAAAAAGAAAAUAUUUCAGGUUUGCAAUUUAAAAAAAGAAUUUUCUUAGUUAUAAUAUAAUAAAAUUGAAUCGUUGAUCAUAUGAUAAAAUAAAUAUUGGAGGAAAAUUUUUUAUGGAGUGAGGUGAUUUGAUUUUUUUAAUAAAUCAAUAGCUUGGACUGGCAUUAAUCAAUAGAUAUUGCUGUAUGGUUGACUGUAAUAUUUAAUGUUGUCUGAAACUAAAAAUAAUCGAUUGAAUACUUUUAAAUUGAGCAAUUAAGUUGGUAAAAGUUUUAAAGUUUGUUUAUUAUUGUUUCCUUAUUUAACUUAAUGAGACAAAUGUCUGCAGGCAAUGUUAAUAUUUUAAUUAAACGUUAAAUAUAUUGAAACUAUAAUAAGAUAAACAUAUAAAAUCUAAGUAAAGAAAAUGAUCUGCAACUGUUUUUAUAUAUAUUUUUUAAAGAGAUGAUAAUUUCUUCAGUAUACAUAUUUGUCUCCUUCCAGUUACCAAUUGUGUUUCCUGAAGCAAAUGAGAUGGGUUCAGUCUUGUCAUCAAAAGAAUCAGACACGUCAACAAGUGAUUUGACAUUGCUCCCAGAUCAAGUUGUUCCGAAGGACAGCUCAUCUGUAACGCUAACGGUGUCAUUUAAACUGCUUGAAGGAGAACACAUCAACACAGAGGCCCCAAAUACUUGGAGAGUUAUAGGACUGGGUCAGUCUGAUCUAAUGUUAAAAAUAUUUUAUGAUGAUAACUUGGACAUAUUGUUUAAUAGAAAGAAAAAAAAUAAUUAAUUUUUAUCAUCACCAUGACAUUAUUUCCUCCACAUUUUAACUUAGUAAAUGAGGUUAAAUUACUUUCAAGGACUGUGUUUCUCAACCUUUUCUAUACUCCACAACCCCUAUGAUUCUUUGACUAGUCUCGCACACUGACAAUUUGUUUUACUAAGUCUGUCACCCUUUACAAAAGUAUGGAUAAUGAAGGAUCGCAUUCAAGAUGUGUGAAGGAAAUAGUGUACCAAGGUAUAUGGAAGCUUGAAAUAUAUAGACGGGACAAUAAGAAGGCUCUUAGCCCAAACAUUCUCUUUUUAUUGUCUCAUCUUUAUAAUUCAAGCUUCCACGUAACUUGUUCCACUAUUUCCUUUACAAAAUUAACCAUGGAAUUUACCUGAUAACUUUAAAAAAGUUAACUGCUCCUGACUUCUUAUUAUCACUUUGCCUUGCACUCUCUGAAAUGCCACCUCGAACCCCUGGGACCCCAGGUUUGGAAACCACAUGUCAAUUUUAAACAUAAAUAUAGAUAAGCAAACAUAUUAGUAGAAGUACUUAACAAAUAAAUGUAUUUAAAACUGGUUAUGAAUUAUGAGCAAAGCUGACCUUUACUGACGGACAAAAUAAAAUAGCCUAUGAGGACCCAUAAAUAUAUAAUUAAGGUCCAAUAAGUAAUGUUAAAUGAUUUAGCAAACACUCAAGAUUUGGAUUAUGGUACUUGAGUUCUCAAGUGUAAUGUUGUGUGUUCUGUUUGUUUAAUGAACAGAUGAAGUUAGUCAAGAACUCUUGAACAAAUUGUCAGCGGGAGACACAAAAGGCAAACUUCAGUUCUUGUCAGCAGAUGCAGAUCCCUUGAGAGUGCAGGCCAACAUUACUCUGAGGCUGCCAGUGAACGUCACAACAGGCCUAUACCCUUUGAAGAUCACCAGCCAGUUAUUUGUCUGUCAGGAUAAGACCAAUGCUUGUUUACCACCUCGACAAACUCAUUUCAAACAAGUUCUUAUUUUUAUCUAAUCAUAAAUAAUUUAUUAAAAAAUUAUAUUCAAACUAUGUCUAUUAUUAUUUAUGACUGGCAUAUUAUUGUUUCAGAAAUAUUAUAUCUAGAGGAAACAGAUAAGUGGGUGGAAGAAAAAAGUUUAAAAUCUUAUUUUACAAAUAACUAUUUUUGCCUAGUAGGCUCAUCUUUCAGAAAAAAUAUUUAAUGAAAAGGGAGUCCAUAAACUAUUAAAUGUAAGAACCUCUGAUGCUAGAGAUGAUUUAGACCCUGGCUCUAAUAUGAAUGCCGGUGUUUAUAGUUAUAUUCAUCAUUAUCAUUUAGAGAUUAUUUCAUUGUAAAGUUCUUUGUUAUUUCACAAAGUUGUGUUCCAUUGUGUGGAGGGAUUAAUUUUACUGUAUACAAAUGUCCCUAUGCUGUUUGGAACAGACAUUUCUUGGUGUCAAAGUAAGCUUUCUUUAUUUGCAUUACAAUGCACUUUUAUAAUAGCUGCAUUUUGUAACAUAUUUAUGUAUAUGCACAUUUUUUGUAUAAUUAUUAUGGAUCUGAUGAUG
Molecule: messenger RNA, 10963 nt
Organism: Lymnaea stagnalis (great pond snail)
Lineage: Eukaryota; Metazoa; Mollusca; Gastropoda; Lymnaeidae
Source: the annotation of a GenBank genome assembly